Molecule: messenger RNA, 15394 nt
Organism: Trichechus manatus latirostris (Florida manatee)
Lineage: Eukaryota; Metazoa; Chordata; Mammalia; Sirenia; Trichechidae
Gene: PCLO
Product: piccolo presynaptic cytomatrix protein
Exons: 25
Coding region: 1-15339 (5112 amino acids)
Biological process (GO): protein localization to synapse; presynaptic active zone assembly
Cellular component (GO): glutamatergic synapse; axon; cytoskeleton of presynaptic active zone
Molecular function (GO): metal ion binding; structural constituent of presynaptic active zone; protein binding
Source: RefSeq, a predicted model, not a curated record
AUGGGCAACGAGGCGAGCUUGGAAGGGGAAGGGCUCCCCGAAGGGCUGGCGGCGGCGGCGGCGGCGGCGGCCGCCGGAGAAGGGGAGGGCGGGGCGGGAAGCCCUUUGCACACCGUGAUCCCGGUCGGCAUGGAGGCGGAUCUGAGCCAGCUGAGCGAAGAGGAGAGGAGACAGAUCACCGCUGUCAUGUCAAGGGCGCAGGGGCUGCCCAAGGGAAGCGUUACCCCUGCCGCUGCGGAGUCGCCUUCCAUGCACAGAAAACAAGAAUUGGAUAGUAGUCACCCUCCAAAGCAACCAGGGAAACCGCCGGACCCUGGGCGUCCAGCUCAGCCUGGUCUCAGUAAAAGUAGAACUACAGACACUUUUAGGUCGGAGCAGAAAUUGCCUGGAAGGAGUCCUUCCACUAUUAGCUUAAAAGAAUCAAAGUCCAGAACUGAUUUCAAGGAAGAGCACAAGUCGAGUAUGAUGCCUGGCUUCCUCUCAGAGGUUAACCCUUUAAGUGCUGUCUCGUCUGUUGUAAAUAAAUUAAACCCAUUUGAUUUGAUACCAGAUGCUGAUGCAUCCCAGGAAGAAACUGCCAAGAAACAAAAAGUAGCUAAGAAAGAACAAGGGAAACCUGAAGGAAUCUCAAAGCCUCUAUCACAACAACAGCUACCCAAGCCAGUUCCUAAGCAGCAAGGGCCUCUUAAGGCCCCACUUCAGCAGGAUGGCUCUCCCAAACCAGUAUCUUCUCAGCAACCAGAGAAAAUUAAAUCACAACCUCCAGGGACAGGAAAACCAAGUCAGGGGCCUACACAUGCUCCUCAGACAGACCAGGCAAAAUUGCCACUUCAGCGAGACCCAACCAGGCCUCAGAGUAAACAGCCAGACACAGUAAGGGGAGAAUCAGCUAAACCCUCACUACAAAGCCCAUCCAAACCUAUUCAGCAAACAAGUCUUGGAAAACCUCCAGACCAGCAGCCUGGACCUGAGAAACUUUCUAUGCCACAGCCUGGGCUGGCAAAGCCCUCAGCUCAGCCAUCAGGGUCAGUGAAGCCCCAACCUCAGCCACUGACAGCAAAGCCCCCAACUCAACCACCAACGACAGCAAAGCUUUCUGCCCAGAAGGCUGGGUCAGAGAAGCCUCCAUCUCAGCAGCCUGGGCCAAAGUCUCCAGCUCAGCCCUCUGGGACUGUAAAGACUCCAGCUCAGCAGCCAGGGCCAGCAAAGCCCUCAGCUCAGCAGCCAGGGACACCAAAGCCCCCAGCUCAGCAACCUGGGCCACAGUCUCCAGCUCAGCAGGCUGGGCCUGCAAAGUCUCCAGCUCAACACCCGGGUUCUGCAAAGCCCCCCGCUCAACCGCCGGGCCCUGCAAAGCCCCCCGCUCAACCACCGGGCCCUGCAAAGCCCCCCGCUCUACAGCCGGGCCCUGCAAAGCCUCCCGCUCUACAGCCGGGCCCUGCAAAGCCCCCCGCUCUACAGCCGGCCACAGCAAAGCCUCCCGCUCAACAGCCGGGUUCUGCAAAGCCCCCCGCUCAACAGCCGGGCCCUGCAAAGCCCCCCGCUCAACAGCCAGGCCCUGCAAAGUCCCCCGCUCUACAGCCGGGCCCUGCAAAGCCUCCUGCUCUACAGCCGGCCACAGCAAAGCUUCCCGCUCAACAGCCGGGCCCAGCAAAGCCCUCAGCUCAGCCGUCUACAAAACCAGUAAGCCAAACAGGAGCUGGGAAACCUCUGCAGCCACCAUCAAUUUCUCCAUCUGCAGCACAGACUCCAGUACAAGGUCUCCCUAAAACCCUCUGUCCUCUUUGCAAUACCACUGAACUUCUGUUGCAUGUUCCAGAAAAGGCCAAUUUUAACACCUGCACUGAGUGUCAGACCACUGUCUGUGGCCUCUGUGGUUUCAAUCCCAAUCCGCAUUUAACCGAGAUAAAAGAAUGGCUCUGUUUAAACUGUCAGAUGCAGAGAGCUCUCGGAGGUGAUCUGGCUCCAAUUCCUCUGUCACCCCAACCCAAACCGAAGACUGCCCAUGUUGUUCCUACACCGGCAGUAAGCAAGUCAGCCCCACAAUCACAGCAGUCUUCCCCAAAGAAGGAUGCUGCCCCCAAACAGGAUAUCUCAAAGCCUCCUGAGUUGAAAAAGCCUCCACCUCUAGUGAAACAACCAACCCUUCAUGGUUCUCCCCCAGCCACGGCCAAGCAGCCUCCUGUAACAGAGCCCUCGGCCCACCCAGCCCUUCCCAGAGAGCCUUCUGUUCCACCUGAGCAGGUCAAGGCCCCCGUGGCUGAUGCUAAACCAAAGCAGCCCAAGACAGUAAAGCCGGCCACAGACAUUGUAUCUUCACCGUCAGCAGCAACAAAACCUGAAGUUCCGAGCUCCAAAGUGCAGUCACAGGCUCCAGAGAAAACCCCUCCUCUAAAAACAGACUCUGCCAAACCCUCACAGAGUUUUCCACCAACAGGAGAAAAAGUCACCCCAUUUGAUUCUAAAGCCAUACCUCGGCCUGCAUCAGAUUCGAAAAUUAUUUCACAUCCUGGACCUAGUUCAGAGAGCAGAGGUCAAAAACAAGUUGAUCCAGCUCAAAAGAGGGAAGAUCCCAAGAAAGCACAAACCAAAAUGAGUCCGAAGCCAGAUGCCAAGCCCACGCCAAAAGUGUCACCAACCCACCCUGGUUCACGACCUACCACUGGCCAAACUCCACCCGCAUCACAACAGCCCCCAAAGCCUCAGGAGCAGUCGAGACGUUUCAGUCUGAAUCUGGGAAGUAUCACUGAUGCCCCUAAAUCACAGCCCACAACUCCUCAAGAAACUGUGGCUGGGAAACUCUUUGGGUUUGGAGCAUCCAUCUUCAGCCAGGCAUCAAAUUUAAUUUCCACAGCAGGCCAGCCUGGACCUCAUUCACAAAGUGGGCCCGGGGCCCCGACAAAGCAAGCCCCUCCUCUUUCACAGCCACCUGCUUCUCAGGGGCCACCCAAAUCUACAGGUCAGACACCACCAGCACCUGCAAAGGUCACACCUGUGAAAAAGGAAACAAAAGCUCCAGUAGCUGAAAAACUAGAGCCCAAAGGUGAACAAGUUCCAACAGUAAAAACAGAAACAGAAAAGAAGCCUCCACCUACUAAGGAUAGCAGACCUUCAAUAACAGAGCCUCAAAAGGCGGUUCUUCCCCUUAAACCAGAGAAAACCCCCAAAGCAGAAUCAGCUUGUCCUCUCUGCAAAACUGAACUCAACAUAGGUUCUGAGGAUCCUCCUAACUUCAGUACUUGCACUGAAUGCAAGAAUCAAGUGUGUAAUCUCUGUGGAUUUAACCCUACACCACACUUGACUGAGAUUCAAGAAUGGCUUUGUUUAAAUUGCCAAACCCAGAGAGCGACAUCAGGACAGUUUGGAGACAUGGGCAAAGUGGCAUCUUUGCAGUCGGGACCAAACGCAUCUUCUAUGCCUGUCCCUACGGAAGAAACAUCUCAGAAAAAACUGAUACCUGCCCAAGUAAAAGAGAAAAAGAAAGAUCCAGAAGUAAAAAGAGAAGCUGAAAAAGUAAAAGAAACACCAUCAUUUGAAAAAAUUCCUCCAAAAGCAACCACUGAUCAAAAACAGGAAGAGAGGAAGCUAGAGAAAUACAAAUCUCCACUCCCUGAAGAAAAAAAGCCAUCCCCCAAAGACCAAAAGCCAGCCUCUGAAGACAAAAAUUUAUCUCCCGAAGCAAAAACAUCAGCUCUACAGGAGGAACAGAAACAUGACUUACUUAAAACUCAAGUACAAAUUGCUGAAGAAAAGCUCCAAGGCAGAGUGACUCCAAAGGCAGUGCAAGAAGAGAAACAACCACAGACAAAGAUGGAAGGUUUACCAUCUGGCAAGAGUCAGAGUUUGCAUAAGGAAGCCGAUGAGAGAACCCAAAAAAUAAAAGAACAGACACGUGCAGCACGCAUAGCAAAAUCUGAUCAGGUGGAAACUGGGAAAGAAAAAACAGAAAAGGAAGAUGACAAAUCAGACACCUCAAGUUCUCAGCAGCCGAAAAGCCCCCAAGGUCUGAGUGACACAGGAUAUUCUUCUGAUGGAAUAUCAAGUUCACUUGGUGAAAUUCCAAGUCUUAUUCCAAGUGAUGAAAAGGAUCUGUUCAAGGGCCUCAAAAAGGACUCUUUUUCACAAGAAAGCAGUCCUUCCAGUCCCUCUGAUUUGGCUAAGUUAGAAAGUACUGUCCUGUCCAUUUUGGAAGCUCAGUCUAGUACAGUUGUUGAUGAAAAGUCAGAAAAGAAAACAGAACCCCAGGGAGUUUCUCCAGAGCAACCUAAAGACCAACAGAAAACUCAGACUGUUUCUGAAACACUGGAAAUUACUAUUUCAGAAAAGCCACUCAAGGAAAGUCAAGAAGAAAAGAAAGACACUUUUAAAAAAGAUGGCCAACAAGGCAUUCCCUCCAGAAAGGACUAUAAAGAAAAGUUUGAGUUUGUCGAUGCCAUAGCUACAAGAAGACAACCUUAUGAUUCAGUUGAAGAUAGCAGUGAAAGUGAAAACUCACCUGUUCCACAAAGAAAACGGAGAACUAGUGUUGGUUCAUCGAGCAGUGAUGAGUAUAAACAGGAAGAUAGUCAAGGAUCAGGCGAAGAGGAGGACUUCAUUCGAAAGCAAAUCAUAGAAAUGAGUGCUGAUGAAGAUGCUUCAGGUUCUGAGGAUGAUGAGUUUAUUAGGAACCAACUCAAAGAGAUUAGCAGUAGUAUAGAGAGCCAGAAGAAGGAAGAAAUGAAAGGGAAAGGAAAAGCAACCGCAGGAAAACACAGGCGACUGACAAGAAAAAGUAGUGCAAGCUUUGAUGAUGAUGCAGGGAGACGCCAUUCAUGGCAUGAUGAAGAUGAUGAGACGUAUGAUGACAGUCCUGAACUUAAAUACAGAGAAACCAAAAGUCAAGAGAGUGAAGAACUUGCAGUUGCUGGAGGUGGAGGGCUACGUCGAUUUAAAACAAUUGAACUCAACAGCACUAUAGCAGAUCAGUAUUCUGCAGAGUCAUCACAGAAAAAAACGACUUUGUACUUUGAUGAAGAGCCAGAAUUAGAAAUGGAAAGCCUGACAGACUCACCAGAAGAUAGGUCCAGGGGGGAAGGAUCUUCUAGUCUUCAUGCUUCCAGCUUCACUCCUGGUACAUCUCCUACAUCAGUGUCAUCACUUGACGAGGAUAGCGACAGUAGCCCAAGUCACAAAAAAGGAGAGAGCAAACAGCAACGCAAAGCUCGGCACAGAUCACAUGGCCCUCUUCUACCUACUAUUGAGGAUUCUUCAGAGGAAGAAGAAUUGAGAGAGGAAGAAGAAUUAUUAAAGGAGCAAGAAAAGCAGCGAGAGUUAGAACAGCAACAAAGAAAGAGUUCUAGUAAAAAAUCAAAGAAAGAUAAAGAUGAACUUAGAGCUCAAAGACGGAGAGAAAGACCGAAGACACCACCCAGCAAUCUCUCUCCCAUUGAAGAUGCUUCUCCAACAGAAGAAUUACGUCAGGCCGCAGAAAUGGAGGAGCUCCACCGAUCUUCUUGUUCUGAAUAUUCACCUAGCAUUGAAUCAGAGCCAGAGGGUUUUGAAAUAAGCCCAGAAAAAAUAAUAGAAGUACAAAAAGUUUAUAAAUUGCCCACAGCUGUGUCUUUAUACUCCCCAACAGAUGAGCAAUCUAUUAUGCAGAAAGAAGAUGGCCAAAAGGCAUUAAAAAGUGCUGAGGAGAUGUAUGAAGAAAUGAUACAUAAAUCCCACAAAUAUAAAGCUUUUCCAGCUGCAAAUGAACGAGAUGAAGUGUUUGAAAAAGAGCCUUUGUAUGGUGGGAUGUUAAUAGAGGAUUAUAUUUAUGAGUCGUUAGUAGAGGACACAUACAAUGGUUCAAUAGAUGGCAGUUUGCUAACAAGGGAAGAAGAAGAGAAUGGAUUUAUGCAGCAGAAAGGGAGAGAGCACAAAAUAAGACUUCCAGAACAGAUUUAUGAAGACUCUAUGCAAAAAAUUACAGAACUCCAGAAAGAGUUUUAUGAGUUAGAAAGCUUACAUUCUGUUAUGCCUCAAGAAGAUAUUGUUUCAAGCUGUUAUAUCAUCCCAGAGAGCCAUGAGAUAGUGGAUCUUGGCAGUAUGGUAACUUCUACCAGUGAAGAAAAAAAAUUAUUAGAUGCUGAUGCUGCCUAUGAAGAACUCAUGAAGAGGCAACAGAUGCAGCUAACACCUGGAUCCAGUCCAACCCAGCCCCCCAUCAGGGAUGAUGUGACAGAGCCCACCAUGGACCUUGAUAGGGUGGCUGAUGCGUCUUUGACAUCAAGUAUUCUCUCAAGUGCAUCUCUUACAGAUUCAACCAGCAGUGCAACCCUCUCUAUUCCAGAUGUUAAAAUAACCCAACAUUUUUCGGCAGAAGAAAUUGAGGAUGAAUAUGUAACUGAUUAUACAAGAGAACUUCAAGAAAUAAUAGCCCAUGAAUCACUGAUUUUGACCUACUCUGAGCCCUCAGAAAGUGCUACAUCUGUCCCACCAUCUGACACACCUUCUCUCACAUCAUCUGUUUCUUCAGUUUGUACCACAGAUAGCUCCUCGCCUAUUACUACCCUCGAUAGCAUAACCACAGUUUAUACAGAGCCAGUGGAAGUAGUAACUAAAUUUGAAGGUUCUGAGGAAAUGUCUUCACCAACUUAUUUCCCAGGCAGCAUUAUUGACUAUCCAGAAGAAAUAAGUAUAUCAUUAGACAGGGCUACCACACCAGAUGGUAGGACUAGUGCUGAUCAUAUUACAAUUUCCUUAUCUGAUAUGGCUUCUUCUAUCAUAGAAUCUGUAGGAGCUAAACUUGAGGGACCUGUUGCUGACACUAUUUCCACUGACUUAUCUGUAUCUGAAAAGGAUCCAGUGAAGAAAACCAAGAAAGAAACUGGGAAUGGAGUUAUUCUGGAAGUUUUAGAAGCUUACAGAGAUAAAAAGAAGGAAUCUGAAGCUGAAUUAACAAAAAUUACCAUAUCUGAAACUGCGUUUGAUCAACCACCUUCUUCCGUAAAAGCUAUUCCAAUGAAGGAGCAGGUUUCAACCACAUGCUUUGUAUCUGGAGAGGUCUUUGGCCAAGUAAAACCUGUGUCUCAGUUACCAUCUGGCAGUCCUGUUUUCUCUCUUCCAACUAAAACUCGCCCAUUCUUCCGUAGUUCUUCUUUGGACACAUCAGCCCAACCUCCUCCCCCUCCUCCUCCUCCUCCUCCUCCCCCACCACUGCCUCCACCGACUUCACCUAAACCAACAAUUUAUCCUAAAAGAAAGAUACCAGUUACAGUUUCACUGACUCCAGCUGCUACUGCUAUCCCUCUGGUUGAUGCUGUUGUUGCUGUAGAGACCCCAGCUAUUCUGAAGAGUAAUGGGUUACCUGUAACAAAGAUAUGUGCCCCUUCACCUCCUCCUGUUCCUCCUAAGCCAUCUUCGAUUCCAUCUGGGCUUGUAUUUACACACAGGCCUGAGCCAAGCAAACCUCCAAUUGCCCCCAAACCAGUGGUUCCUCAGCUUCCAAUAACUACACAAAAACCAACAGAUACACCUCCCAAACCAAGCGCUUUAUCUUUAACUUCAAGUAUGACAUUGAAUUUAGUUACUUCAGCAGAUUAUAAAUUGCCGUCCCCUACCUCCCCACUUUCCCCACACUCUAACAAGUCUUCACCAAGAUUUUCCAAAUCCCUCAUGGAAACUUAUGUGGUUAUCACCUUGCCAUCUGAACCUGGAACUCCAACAGAUUCUUCAACUGGUCAAGCAAUUACUAGUUGGCCCCUAGGAUCACCCCCCAAAGAUCUGGUUUCCAUUGAACCAGUAUUUUCUGUAGUUCCUCCUGUGACAGCUGCAGCAAUUCCAAGUACUUUAGAGGAGAGCCUGUACAUCUCAGGAGCUUUGGAGACAUUUUCUGCUGUACCUGUCACAACAGUGUCUUCAUUUCAACCAGCCCCAACUUCAGUUGCAAAAUUUCUCACAACUGAAGUUCCCAAAGUUGAGGUUUCAGCAGCUAAAAGUACAGUGCCUAGUGUUGGUCCCAGCAGUGUCUCUAUAACAGUUCCUCCAGAACAUCUUGCUCUAGAUACCCUACAUUUAGAGAAGCAUCAGUAUAAGGAGAAUGGAAAAUUGCAACUUGUUGGUGAUAUCAUUGAUCUGCGUACAGUACCAAAAGCAGAAGUUAAAGUAACUGAAAAAUGUAUAGAUCUUUCUGCUUCUACAAUGGAUGUUAAAAGGCAAACCACAAUAAGUGAUGUUUAUGGGAGACAAAUUAGUGCUGUGCAACCAUCUAUUAUAAAUCUUAGUGCAAUCUCAUCAGUAGUGACUCCAGUAUCCCUGGCCACUGAAGCAGCGACAGUUGUCACAUGCACUGCUAGUGCAAGUUACACCACAGGCACAGAAAGUUUUAUGGGUGUAGAACCGACAAUGACAACACCACUCCAACUAACUACAUCAAAGUAUGCUGAGCCCUCAUACAGGAUAACAAGUGGUCAAGCCUUUCCUACACUUAGGGAGGAAGCACCAAUAAACUUAUCCCUAAGUACUCCAGCACAUGCAGUGACUCUGGCUAUUACAAAACCUGUCACUGUACCUCCUGUUGGUGUUACAAAUGGAUGGACUGAGAGCACCACAUCCCAGGGGAUCACUGAUGGGGAAGCAGUGGAUCUCAGUACCACAAAGUCUCAUAGAACUGUUGUAACAGUGGAUGAAUCUGCUUCAAAUGCAGUGACCAAAAUAAUAGAAGAUGAUGAAAAACCUGUUGAUCUGACUGCAGGAAGAAGAGCUGUGUGCUGUGAUAUGGUUUAUAAGUUACCUUUUGGAAGGAGCUGCACAGCACAGCAACCUGCAACUACUCUUCCUGAGGAUCGUUUUGGUUAUAGGGAUGACCACUAUCAAUAUGAUCGGUCAGGGCCUUAUGGUUAUAGAGGUAUUGGGGGAAUGAAAUCUUCCAUGUCUGACACUAAUUUGGCAGAAGCUGGACAUUUUUUCUAUAAAAGUAAGAAUGCUUUUGAUUAUUCUGGAGGAACUGAUGCAGCAGUAGAUCUAACUUCAGGGAGAGUUACUACAGGUGAGGUAAUGGAUUAUUCAAGCAAGACUACAGGUCCAUAUCCAGAAACACGACAAGUCAUUUCAGGCAUUGGGUUUAGCACCCCACAGUAUUCCACAGCAAGAAUGACUCCACCUCCUGGAUCCCAGUAUGGUGUUGGGAGUGUUUUGAAGUCAUCUAAUGGCGUUGUCUAUUCUUCAGUAGCAACUCCAGUACCUUCUACAUUUGCUAUCACCACACAACCUGGCUCCAUUUUUAGCACCACUGUGCGGGAUUUGUCUGGUAUACACAUAGCUGAUGGAGUGACUUCAUUAUCUGCCCUGCACCAGAGGCAGCCGAUGCCUAGAUCAUAUUUCCUAACAACAGGUGCAUCUGAAACGGACAUUGCAGUAACUGCUAUUGAUAUCAAUGCCAGUUUGCAAACCAUUACUAUGGAAACUUUUACAGCUGAGACAAUAGACUCUGUUCCCACUUUAACCACAGCAUCUGAAGUGUUUUCUGAAGUGGUGGAAGAUGAAAGUGCUGUUUUAAUUGUCCCUGAAGAAGAUAAACAACAGCAGUUAGACUUGGAGCGUGAACUCUUGGAACUGGAGAAAAUCAAGCAGCAGCGCUUUGCUGAGGAAUUGGAGUGGGAACGCCAGGAAAUUCAAAGGUUCCGAGAACAAGAAAAGAUCAUGGUUCAAAAAAAGCUGGAGGAGCUGCAGUCAAUGAAGCAGCACCUUCUCUAUCAGCAAGAAGAAGAGCGGCAAGCCCAGUUUAUGAUGAGGCAGGAGACAUUGGCUCAGCAGCAGUUACAGCUUGAACAGAUCCAACAGCUACAGCAACAGCUUCACCAACAGCUAGAGGAGCAAAAGAUUCGCCAGAUCUAUCAGUAUAACUAUGACCCUUCUGGAACUGCCUCUCCACAAACCACUACAGAGCAGGCGAUUUUGGAAGGUCAGUAUGUUGCGCCAGAAGGUACUCAGUUUUGGGGGACUGAAGAGGCAACCACUACAGCUUCAGCUGUUGUGGCAAUUGAAAUACCACAAAGCCAAGGAUGGUACACAGUUCAGUCUGAUGGUGUUACUCAGUACAUUGCCCCACCUGGCAUCCUGACUACUGUUUCAGAAAUACCUCUAACGGAUGUUGUUGUGAAAGAUGAAAAACAACCCAAAAAGCGAAGUUCUGGAGCUAAAGUCCGUGGACAGUAUGAUGAAAUAGGAGAAAAUAUGGGAGACGAUCCCCGAAGUUUUAAAAAGAUAGUGGACAGUGGUGUACAAACUGAUGAUGAAGAUGCAGCAGAUAGGAGUUAUGCAAGUAGGAGAAGGAGAACUAAAAAAAGUGUUGAUACGAGUGUCCAAACUGAUGAUGAAGAUCAGGAUGAAUGGGAUAUGCCUAGUAGGUCAAGGAGGAAAUCUCGUGUAGGGAAAUAUGGUGACAGCACUACAGAGGUAGACAAGACCAAACCCCAUUCCAAAGUCUCCAGCAUAGCAGUUCAAACAGUAGCAGAGAUAUCUGUGCAAACUGAACCAGUCGGAACCAUAAGAACACCUUCAAUAAGGGCACGAGUGGAUGCCAAGGUUGAAAUAAUUAAACAUAUUUCAGCACCUGAAAAGACUUACAAAGGGGGCAGCUUAGGAUGUCAAACAGAAGCAGAUUCAGACAUACAAAGUCCUCAAUAUCUGAGUGCUACAUCUCCACCCAAAGACAAGAAACGCCCAACACCUUUAGAGAUUGGUUAUUCAUCCCACCUUCGGGCAGAUUCUACCCUACAACUGGCUCCUUCCCCACCCAAAUCUCCCAAAGUCCUUUAUUCACCCAUCUCACCACUUUCGCCAGGCAAAGCCUUAGAAUCAGCCUUUAUACCUUAUGAAAAAACCCUCUCCGAUGAUAUAAGUGCACAGAAAGUACUGCAUCCAGAUAUGGCUGAAGUUCCCCCAGCAAGUCCUAAGGCAGCCAAGAUGAUGCAACGUUCUAUGUCUGACCCCAAGCCUCUGAGUCCAACAGCAGAUGAGAAUUCCAGGACUCCUUUUCAGUAUACUGAGGGCUACACGACGAAAGGUUCCCAAACCAUGACAUCCUCUGGUACCCAAAAAAAAGUUAAGAGAACUCUGCCAAAUCCACCUCCUGAGGAGACUUCCACGGGAGCUCAGUCUACAUACAGCGCAAUGGGAACUGCCUCUAGAAGAAGGAUCUGUAGAACCAACACAAUGGCACGAGCCAAGAUUCUCCAGGAUAUAGACAGGGAGCUUGAUCUAGUGGAGAGGGAAUCGGCAAAGCUUAGAAAGAAACAAGCGGAACUCGAUGAGGAAGAAAAGGAGAUUGAUGCCAAACUACGGUACUUGGAAAUGGGCAUUAAUAGGAGGAAAGAGGCAUUACUAAAGGAGAGAGAAAAGAGAGAGCGAGCCUACCUCCAGGGAGUAGCUGAGGAUCGUGAUUACAUGUCUGACAGUGAAGUGAGCAGCGCCAGGCCAACCCGAAUAGAAAGUCAGCAUGGCUUAGAACGACCUAGAACUGCUCCUCAAACUGAAUUCAGCCAGUUUAUACCACCACAAACCGAACCAGAAUCUCAACUAGUUCCUCCUACAAGUCCUUAUACACAAUACCAGUACUCUUCCCCAGCUCUUCCUACCCAAGCACCGACUCCAUACACUCAACAAUCCCAUUUUCAACAACAAACUUUGUACCAUCAGCAAGUUUCACCUUAUCAGACUCAGCCAGCCUUUCAAGCUGUUGCAACAAUGUCCUUCACACCUCAAGCUCAACCUACACCAACCCCACAACCUUCUUAUCAGUUACCAUCACAGAUGAUGGUGAUACAACAAAAGCCACGGCAAACCACAUUAUAUUUGGAGCCCAAGAUAACUUCAAACUAUGAGGUGAUUCGUAACCAACCCCUGAUGAUAGCACCUGUUUCUACUGAUAAAACAUAUGCUGUUUCCCACCUUAGCAGUAAGUACAAUAGUUUAGACUUGAGAAUAGGUUUGGAAGAAAGAAGUAGCAUGGCAAGCAGUCCAAUAUCAAGCAUAUCUGCUGAUUCUUUCUAUGCAGAUAUUGACCAUCACACUCCACGAAAUUAUGUCCUAAUUGAUGACAUUGGAGAGAUAACCAAAGGAACAGCAGCGUUAAGCACUGCAUUUAGCCUUCAUGAAAAGGAUCUGUCAAAAACAGACCAUCUCCUAAGAACCACUGAAACACGUAGGUCACAAGAAGUAACAGAUUUCCUAGCACCAUUACAGACUUCCUCCAGAUUGCACAGUUAUGUGAAAGCAGAGGAAGACGCAAUGGAGGAUCCUUAUGAGUUAAAACUUCUGAAACAUCAGAUUAAACAAGAAUUCCGUAGAGGAGCAGAGAGCUUAGAUCACCUUGCUGGCCUUUCCCAUUAUUACCAUGCUGAUACUAGCUAUAGACACUUUCCAAAAUCUGAAAAAUACAGCAUCAGUAGACUCACACUUGAAAAACAAGCAGCAAAACAACUACCAGCAGCCAUACUUUAUCAAAAGCAGUCAAAACAUAAGAAAUCAUUAAUUGACCCUAAAAUGUCAAAAUUUUCACCUAUUCAAGAAAGUAGAGACCUUGAACCUGAUUAUUCAAGCUAUAUGACUUCUAGCACUUCAUCUAUUGGUGGCAUUUCUUCCAGGGCAAGGCUUCUUCAAGAUGAUAUUACUUUUGGUCUCAGAAAAAAUAUUACAGACCAACAAAAAUUUAUGGGAUCAUCCCUUGGGUCAGGACUGAGCACAUUAGGAAGUACCAUACGGUCAGCUCUGCAGGAUGAAGCAGAUAAGCCAUACAGUAGUGGCAGCAGGUCCAGACCUUCCUCCAGACCUUCCUCUGUCUAUGGGCUUGAUUUAUCACUUAAAAGAGAUUCUUCCAGCUCUUCCUUAAGACUAAAAGCUCAAGAGGCGGAAGCUCUAGAUGUUUCCUUUAGUCAUGCAUCAUCCUCUGGCAGAACUAAGCCUACUAGUUUGCCAAUUAGCCAGAGUAGAGGAAGAAUACCAAUUGUGGCCCAGAACUCAGAAGAAGAAAGUCCACUGAGUCCUGUUGGCCAACCAAUGGGAAUGGCCAGGGCUGCAGCGGGACCUCUACCACCAAUAUCUGCAGACACCAGGGAUCAGUUUGGAUCAAGUCACUCAUUGCCUGAAGUUCAGCAACAUAUGAGAGAAGAAUCACGGACUAGAGGCUAUGACCGUGACAUAGCGUUCAUCAUGGAUGACUUCCAGCAUGCCAUGUCAGAUAGUGAAGCUUAUCAUCUACGCCGUGAAGAAACAGAUUGGUUUGACAAACCCAGGGAGUCUCGUUUGGAAAAUGGACAUGGUCUGGACAGAAAAUUGCCAGAAAGAUUGGUCCACUCUAGACCACUCAGUCAACAUCAAGAGCAAAUUCUACAGAUGAAUGGGAAGACUGUACAUUACAUCUUUCCCCACGCAAGGAUAAAAAUAACAAGAGACUCUAAGGAUCACACGGUUUCAGGAAAUGGAUUAGGAAUUAGAAUUGUAGGUGGUAAGGAAAUUCCUGGACAUAGCGGAGAAAUUGGAGCCUAUAUUGCCAAGAUUCUUCCUGGGGGGAUUGCAGAACAGACAGGGAAGCUUGUGGAAGGGAUGCAGGUAUUGGAAUGGAAUGGAAUUCCUUUAACAUCUAAAACAUAUGAAGAAGUGCAAAGUAUAAUUAAUCAGCAAAAUGGGGAAGCAGAAAUAUGUGUAAGACUGGACCUCAAUAUGCUAUCAGAUUCUGAUAACUCCCAGCAUCUGGAACUUCAUGAACCACCAAAAGCUGUGGAUAAAGCAAAAUCCCCAGGGGUUGAUCCUAAGCAGUUGGCAGCGGAACUCCAGAAGGUUUCGAUGCAGCAGUCACCACUUGUUCUGUCAUCAGUUGUUGAAAAAGGAUCACAUGGCCACUCAGGUCCUACGUCAGCAGGAUCCAGUUCUGUUCCCAGCCCUGGACAACCAGGGUCACCCUCCGUGAGCAAAAAGAAACACAGCAUCAGCAAGCCUACUGAUGCAACAAAGGUUGUCUCUCAUCCAAUUACGGGGGAAAUUCAGCUUCAAAUCAACUAUGAUCUUGGAAAUCUUAUAAUACAUAUCCUCCAAGCAAGAAACCUUGUCCCUCGAGACAAUAAUGGUUAUUCUGACCCUUUUGUUAAAGUGUACCUUCUUCCUGGGCGAGGUCAAGUCAUGGUUGUCCAGAAUGCAAGUGCUGAGUACAAGAGAAGGACUAAAUAUGUUCAGAAAAGUCUUAAUCCUGAGUGGAAUCAAACAGUAAUUUAUAAAAGUAUCUCCAUGGAACAGCUCAAGAAGAAAACACUGGAGGUGACAGUCUGGGAUUAUGAUAGAUUUUCUUCCAAUGACUUUCUUGGUGAGGUAUUGAUUGAUUUAUCUAGCACAUCUCACCUCGAUAACACUCCUAGGUGGUAUCCUCUCAAAGAACAGACUGAAAGCAUUGAUCAUGGCAAGUCCCAUUCAAGUCAGAGCAGCCAGCAAUCCCCAAAGCCUUCCGUCAUCAAAAGCAGAAGCCAUGGUAUCUUCCCUGACCCAUCCAAGGACAUGCAGGUUCCCACCAUUGAGAAAUCCCAUAGUAGCCCUGGUAGCUCGAAAUCGUCAUCUGAAGGCCAUCUCCGCUCUCAUGGACCAUCUCGCAGUCAAAGCAAAACCAGCGUCACUCAGACGCACCUGGAAGACGCAGGGGCCGCCAUAGCCGCGGCUGAAGCCGCGGUGCAACAACUCCGCCUUCAACCAACAAAGCCUACCAAUCACCGGCCAGCAGAAAGCUCCGUGUCCACCGGCUCCUCGGGCAGCAGCUUUGGCAGUGGAUAUAGCGUGGAUAGUGAAGGAAGCAGCAGCACUGCGGGGGAGACUAAUCUAUUUCCUAUUCCAAGGAUAGGAAAGAUGGGUCAGAAUGGGCAAGAGCCUGUGAAACAGCCAGGAGUAGGAGCAGGACUAACAGAUACUGAAGUUAAAACUCAAGUAAUGGGUGAAAUAAAGAUUGCAUUGAAGAAGGAGAUGAAGACAGACGGUGAACAGCUAAUAGUUGAAAUCCUCCAAUGCAGAAACAUCACUUACAAAUUUAAAUCUCCCGAUCACUUACCAGAUUUGUAUGUGAAAAUAUAUGUGUUAAACAUCUCUACCCAAAAAAAAGUGAUCAAGAAAAAAACACGAGUAUGUAGACAUGAUCGAGAACCUUCAUUCAAUGAAACUUUUAGAUUCAGCCUAAGUCCUGCUGGACAUUCUCUUCAGAUUUUACUUUUCUCCAAUGGAGGAAAGUUUAUGAAGAAAACUUUGAUUGGCGAAGCCUGUAUCUGGCUUGACAAAGUGGAUCUAAGAAAAAGAAUAGUCAACUGGCACAAACUUUUGGUCAGUCCAACUCAAACCCAUUGAAGAAAUGUUAUCUGUCUGCUCAGGGCAUAGAAACUGCUCUAAAUAGCUUCAAAUC